CGAACUCCCUCCAAGCCAAGUUCCAAUCGAAGUCACCUGCUUGACCAGCCAGCCACUACCCCCACAGUACGUACAGCCCACUAGCCCUGUGCGCCGUGCGCGAAUACAUGCACACACCACCAAGUGUCUAAUACAGUACACUAGUCUCGCCUCGCCUCGUGCUUCGAUUCGAGUGAGAGACACCUCCAUUUAGGCUUGUGUUUGUGCGCGCGUAUAUUACUCUCGCCGCCAGCUAGCCAGCCAGCCAGCCAGCCAGCCAGCCAGCCAUGGCGUCGCAACUAGCCGUCACAUGCGGCGCUUCGUCUCUCGCUCCCACGCAGCCAUGUCUCGAAACACGGCGUCGCGCCGCUGUUCCCUCUCCCCGAAUAGCGGGAAAUCAUCAUCAUCGUCAUGAUUACGCCCACCUGUCCGCACGUCGCGCCGCCAGCAUUUGCCGACUGCCGUCGCUGCGCUCGAAGCGCGCGCUGCCACGUCAGCAGCGCGCGACGGUGGCGAUGGCCGUCGAAGCCGGUGGUUCUGCUGCCGCUCCGCCUGCCAGCGACAGCGCGGCGGCGGAGGCGUGGCGCGCGGAAGCCGAGGCGGCGCGCGAUAAAGCGGAGGGGGGGAAAUUCGUGUGGGAGAAGAACUGGUACCCCGCAGCCGUGGUGCGCGAGCUGGAUCCGCGCGUGCCGGUGGCGCUGACGCUGCUGGGGCGGCCCGUGGUGAUCUGGUUCCACGCGCCCUCGCAGCAGUGGCUCGCCUUCCACGACCUCUGCCCGCACAGGCUAGCGCCGCUGUCGGAGGGGCGCAUCCACGAGUCGGGCGACCUGCAGUGCAGCUACCACGGGUGGACCUUCGCCCCGGACACCUCCUGCUCGUUCAUCCCCCAGGCUCCCAAGGACGGCCCUCCGGUGAACACAUCCCCCCGUGCGUGCGCGCGCCGUUACCCCACGACCGUGCGCCACGGCAUCGUCUUUGUGUGGAUGGACCACUCGCCCGGCGCGGCUGCCGAGGCCGCUGCCUCGCCUGUGCCCGUGGUGCCGGAGCUGGAGGACCCCACCUUCCAGGGAGACGUGGUGCAGACCGACCUGCAGUACGGCUACGAGCUGCUAGUGGAGAAUCUCGUGGACCCGGCUCACGUGCCAUUCGCCCACCACAAGAUCAUGAGCAACCGCAAGUACGGCAAGCCGCUGAACCUGACGGUGAGCGGCAUCCGCGCCCAGGGCUUCCAGGGCUCCAACGACCAGGGCGGCCCCUUUGCCUUCCUGCCGCCCACUCUCGCGCGCCAGGAGAUCAUCGUCCAGCCCAAGCCUGGCCAGCCCCCCUCGGACCCUCCCAAGAAGCUUGUCCUCGCCUUCUACUGCAUCCCCACGGCCCCCGGCAAGAGCCGCCUUAUCUUCACCUUCCCCUCCAACUUCUUCCCGCCCGUCGUGGCGCUCAUUCCGCGCUUCUACACGCACCUGCAGCAGCUCGUGAUUCUUGACUCCGACCACUACUUCCUGCACGUGCUGGAGCGGAGGCUGGAGGAGGAGAAGCUUCUUCUGGCUGCUGCAAGUGCCAGUAGCAACGGCAGCACUCACAGCAAAGCCCAAAGCAGCAGUGACAGCAGCAGCCGCAUUUCAAGCAGCAGCGGCAGUGUGAUCACCACGAAUAAGGCGUACUACACGCCGACCAAGUCGGAUGCGUUUGUCACGGCCUUCCGCUUCUGGAUGGACAGCUAUGCAGGCGGGCGAGUGCCCUGGCCCGCUUAUGUCAACCCUGCGCUCCCGCCCCCUCUGCCAAAAGAACAAGUCAUGGACAGGCAAGUGAGCCACAUCAGCAUCUGCAAGACAUGCCAGUCUGCCCAGCGCCUCUUCUCCCGUAUCCGCCUUGCUCUCUGGGCCGCUGUGAUUGUCUGCCUCGUGCUCCUCGCUCUCCUCCCAACCCUCUCCGCGCUCCAACGACUGCCUCUCUCCCUCAAUCUAGCUGUGCCUCUUGCCCUUGGCGCUCUUCUUUUCGCUGCUGCUGCCCAUUUUGUCAGUCGCUUUAUUGAGCGUACCUUCUUCUAUAGCGAGUAUGUGCAUGCGCUAGUGGAGUGAGUUACCUACCUAGACUGACGAUGUUGCUUGUGUAGAUGUUUGAGUGUACUGAACAGAACAAUAUAUGUGGUUGCACAGG
This is a messenger RNA of Closterium sp. NIES-67, 2136 nucleotides long. The record is from the annotation of a GenBank genome assembly. Lineage: Eukaryota; Viridiplantae; Streptophyta; Zygnematophyceae; Desmidiales; Closteriaceae.